This is a messenger RNA of Trematomus bernacchii (emerald rockcod), 2994 nucleotides long. RefSeq names its product protein FAM13A-like. The record is from RefSeq and is a predicted model, not a curated record. Bases 1 to 1488 code for a protein of 495 amino acids. NCBI's taxonomy places the organism in Eukaryota, Metazoa, Chordata, Actinopteri, Perciformes, Nototheniidae. The transcript is spliced from 11 exons.
AUGUCUCUCGCCCUCCUCAGCCUGAGGAUGAGUAAUCCACCGAGGAGGGAGGGAGAGGGAGGAAACAGGAGGGAGGAGGGAGGGAACAGGAAACCUACGCAGCUUCAGCAUCAGAGAGCAGAACCAGACGAUGGAGAUUCAAAAGCUAGCUCCCUGCUGAAGCUCCGGGCUCUGGAGGGGGAGGGGGGGCCGUCGCCGGGAUCCUCCCCAGACGAGAGCCCCCCUCCUCUGGGCAGCAAGGGGCAGAAGAGCCCCCCUAGCCCGGGGGAGACAGGGAGGGGGGAAACACUGGCUCUCUGCCACAGCCCCCCCCCCACUGACGAGAACAGCCCCCCAGAGCCCCUCGCCCCCCCCAGCCCUACAGGUGAGGGAGAAGGGGGGGCGCUCCUCCAGCUGUUAUCGGGGGGGCCCGGCCCGCUGCCCUCCCCCCGCUGUCUCACCCACAGCCUGAGAUUCAACUCUGACCCCGAGGCAGCGCCCUCCCCCCCCUGCAGCCAGCAGUACAUGUGUCGGGCUCUGGACCGGGUCGAUGUCUCGGAGGACCCCGGCUCGCCCUCCGUCUCGUUUCUCACGCGGCAGAUUCAGGCCCUGAAGAAGAAAGUCCGUCGCUUCGAGGACCAGUUCGAGCAGGACAUGAAGUACAAGCCGACACACAACGAUAAAUACUCGAACCCCGAGAUGAUCCGAGUGAUGGGGGAGCUGGCCACGGCUCGCAAGCGACUGAAAGAGAUGAGGCUCAGGCAGUCAGUGUUCGAGCUGAAGGACCCGGACCCUCAGAGCUGUUCGGGGGCCGGCCAGCAGGGGGCGCCGGAGAGCCUGGAGGAGACGGUGGAGUCACUGUUCAGACGCCUGAGGGAGAAGAGGCAGGCUCUCAACCUGCCAGACAACAUGAAGGACAUGACACAGGCUCAGAUGGUUCUGGAGAAGAUCACUCUUCAGAAGUGUCUUCUUUACUUUGAGAGCGUGCACGGCCGGCCGGGGGUGAGACAGGAGAGGGUGUUGGUGAAGCCGCUCUACGAUCGAUACCAGAUGAUCAAACGCCUGCUGUGUGUGAGCCCCACCAUCACCACCAUCGAGGAAGAGGACGGUUCUGAUGAAGACUCAGUGAUGGUCUCCAUGACACUUGACCCCCCCGCAGAGGAGGACGUGGACCCGACCUUCGUGUCUCCGAUCGUUGAAGUGAAACCCGUCCAGCAGCAGGCGGACCUGGCUGUCAGCAGCCUGCACGAGGCCAGCAGGUCUCAGCUGCUUCAGAGUCUCCGUGAGACGAGAGGCGAGAAGAAGACCAGACGGAAAGUUCUGAGGCAGUUCGAGGACGAGUUUUACCGUCAGACCGGGAGGAUCUGCCAGAAGGAGGACCGCAGUCCGAUGAAGGAGGAGUACCAGGAGUACAAACAGCUGAAGGCCAAACUCCGCCUGCUGGAGGUGCUUCUCAGCAAACAGGAAGUCCAGCUCGGCAGACAGGAAGUCACUAAAAAACACAUGUGAAUCUCUCAGAAACUCUGCCAAACGAGACCAAAGCUCCCGAGAGGAGGAAAGGUCUUUUAUUUUCCCGACCAGAGGACAGGAAGUGGUGCGACGACGCGCUGUUACUCUCCGACGUUUCUUCAUAUCGCAGCUACGUUAGCUGCAAAACGAGCGGAAAACGUCCAUGGAUUGCAAUCUGAUAAUCUAGAUUUUUGCUGAUAAAAAUAAACUCCCAAGGUUUGGAGAAAAAAUCUCAUGCAUGGUAACAUUCAAAUGAUUGAUGCCUUUUCUUUAAUAAAGGCCGCUCGAGUGUUGGUAGGAACAUUUCAGUUUCAGUCGUUUACUCUGAGACUUCUUUACGGCGGCCCACAGCUGCCAGAUAUAAAAACACAAAUGUGCCAAAACACAUGCAUGUCUCCUCAAGUUGCUGAAUGUUCUCUAAACGCUGCAUGUGUUGUCAAGUUGAUGGAGAUGUUUCUUCAUGUGGAACAUUUGGGGUUUUAUAUCUGCAUCCUUUCUGAAGCUGCAGCCGAUUCUCCGUACCUCUCACCACUUCCUCUCUGAACUGUAGAAACUGUAAAUACUUCAGAAAAGUUUUAUAAUAAUCUGUCAGUGGAAACCAGCAGUGUGUAUUAAUCUACCUGCAGCUUCCUCUCCAUCCUGUUUGAUUCAUUGGACCAAAUCUUUAUUUUAUACUUGAUGUGUGUGCGUGAGCUGGAAGCACUUUAAUGGAAAAAGAGACUUUAUUUAUGAACUGAAAAGCGUUUGGGACGAAGAUGCAAUGUAGAGAUAACUGUUUGUGUCGCAGAGAGAUGCAUCUGUGUUUAUAUCAUAGCACGCAUUUAUUUUUAUCCAGAUGUUUGGUAUGCAACAAGGUGCUGGUGAUCUAUAUUUAAAGAGAGAAGAGGGAACGAAAAUAAUUUUACAGCCGUCUAAAAUGUGUCCGGUGGAUCGUGAGAGCAUGAAGACAGCGUUACAGAAAGUCUCUCUGAGUUUCCUCCGUAUUUAAACACAGCAAACUUCAAUCAGAGCGAUCCUUCUGCACUUUCUGCCUUUUAUCAAAUCAACAACACAAGCAUAAUGUAAAGUUCGUCCUCCUGUAGGAGCGUUCCUCGGAUCCCAACGGUUCCUAACGCUCAUUUUUAUCUGUAUCCAACAACGGAUAAACCCACGAAGCUUCGACCAAAUAUUACGUUAACUUCCAAAGUUAUUUGCAUAAAUUAAACACAUUUUGGAGAUCUAAACUUUUCAUUUUUUUAAGUUUACUAUUCAUUAAACAGAUGUUUAUUUGAUAAGAUAUUCUCCAGAACUACAUCGUUUCUGAAAAGAGACUAAUUUAUGGAAUCUGACGCUCGAUUUUAAAUCUGAAUCUGCAGCUUUGAUCCAGAUUAAAUCCUGGCCUCUGGACGGAGAGAUGUUUUCAGUUUCCUCUGAGGUUAAACCUCCGUGUUGGUGUCACUGUAUUCAUGCUGUGAAUAUUAAACUGCAUCCUGUUGUUCCACACAGACCAGUUUCAAAUAAAUAUUU